CCGGAUUUGCCUAAUUAGGACGAUUGAAUCCGGCCUGCUGGCAGAUCGCAAAAACAACUUCGCGACAAUGGCUGCGCCCAUGCUCCAGUUCCAGCCCUUUACGAGCUCACCGCACGUGUCCUUCUUCCAGAAGCUCGCAGAGCUCAAGCUCAACACGUUCCAGCUCAGCGACGCGCGCCAGGACAUUUCCGGCUUCUUUGAGCUCUCGCCGCACGCCGACGUGCCCGCCCGCUUCAUUGUCGACGACACGGCCUUUGGCUACGAUCCGACGCAGUCGCCCGACCGCGCCAAGCGCGAGUGGCGCCUUCCAGGCGUGCUCGUCAACACCAACACGCUCGACGCCUUCAAGACCAUCGACAAGGCGGCGCUGCUCGACGACGCGCGGGCCUCGGUCGCGUCGUCGAUUGCGGGUGACGCCGAAAAGAUGCAGUGCUUUGUGCUGGUGACGUUUGCCGACCUCAAGUCGCACACGUUUUGGUACCGUUUUGCCUUUCCAGCGCUCGUGCCUCCGUCGCCGUACCGCGUCACGGCGUGGCAGCCGCUGACGACGUUCGAGGCACCCUUGGCGCAUGCGUCGAUCAUGCAGCAGCUCAUCGACCUGCGCCCGUGCACCGAAGCCGAUGGCGUCACGCACUCCAACUUCCCAAUGCAGUUUGUGCUCGACAAGGAGACUGGUACGGUGGUGUCGCUGGCAUCGGCGCCGGCCGCGCCCGACAACCUUUUGUUUGGCAUCGUCGAUCCGUCCGCACUGCCCCAGCACCCGGGCUGGCCGCUGCGCAACUACCUCGCAUGGAUCCGCUGCCAUUACCCGUCGCUCACAUCAGCGACGAUCUUGCUCUUUCGCGAUCCACUGCAUCACUUGACAACGGCGCCGGCGUCGCUCGUGGCCAAAGCCUCGUUCAUCGCAACCGUCACGUGGGCCAACGAAGACGCCGAGAUGAACAAGGUUGUCGGCUGGGAGCUCAACGUCCAGGGCAAGCAAGGACCCCGCUGCAUGCAACUAGGCAGCCUCAUGGACCCGCUCCAGCUGGCCAAGACGUCCGUAGACCUCAACCUCAAGCUCAUGCGCUGGCGCCAGCUGCCGUCGCUCGACCUCGACAAGCUCGCGUCGACCAAGUGUCUCCUGCUCGGCGCCGGCACGCUAGGCUGUCACGUCGGCCGCAACCUUCUUUCGUGGGGGUUCCGCCACCUGACCUUCGUCGACAAUGGCCUCGUGAGCCACUCGAACCCGGUGCGCCAGCCCUUGUUUGAGUUCAACGACGUGGGCAAGCCCAAGGCCGCGACCGCCGCCAAGGCCCUCGCGCGCAUCUUCCCGCUCAUUCACGCCGAGGGCCACACGCUCUUGAUUCCGAUGGCAGGCCACGCCAUGAGCAGCCCGUCGGCGCUUGCUGACAACGAACAAGCGUUCGAGGCGCUGCGUGCGCUCAUCGACGCGCACGACGUGGUCUUCCUGGGUACCGACUCGCGCGAGAGCCGGUGGUUGCCCACCGUCAUGGCCGCUGCGUCCCAAAAGCUCGUCAUCAACGCGGCUUUGGGUUUCGACUCGUACUUGGUCAUGCGUCAUGGUGUGCCGGACGCGGUCGACCUCGGGUGUUACUUUUGCAACGACAUUGUGAGCCCCGGUGACUCGCUUGCGGAUCGAACCCUCGACCAAAUGUGCACAGUGACGCGGCCCGGUGGUGCGGCCAUGGCCGGCGCGACGGCCGUUGAGCUCCUCGUGUGUCUCUUGCACCAACCGCUCGGCGCGGCAGCACCUGUCGCGACCGAGGCCAGCGCCGGGGCCCUUGGCGUCGUGCCCCACCAGAUCCGCGGUUUCCUCCACUCGUUCUCUCAAGUGCUCGUGCAAGGCCCGUCUUUUCCCAAGUGCACGGCGUGCAGUCGGCCGGUGCGAGAGGCGUACUCGCGCGAUGGCUUUGGCCUCUUUGCGUCCGUCUGUGCGUCCAAGACCUACCUCCAAGAUCUCACGGGGCUCUCGGCGCUAAUGGCGUCGGCGGACGCCAUGACGUUUGCGGACGACGACGUCUCGGACGACGAGUCACUUUUGUAAAACGACCAGUUUGUCGCCAGAUUGAAACAUUAAAACAUUGAUACAUGCUUCGUUGGUCGGUACCA
Messenger RNA from Saprolegnia diclina VS20, 2112 nucleotides. Its product is annotated as E1-like protein-activating enzyme G. The transcript is spliced from 11 exons. Gene Ontology annotation, cellular component: phagophore assembly site; cytoplasm. Gene Ontology annotation, biological process: autophagosome assembly; C-terminal protein lipidation; protein modification by small protein conjugation. Gene Ontology annotation, molecular function: Atg12 activating enzyme activity; Atg8 activating enzyme activity. NCBI's taxonomy places the organism in Eukaryota, Oomycota, Saprolegniomycetes, Saprolegniales, Saprolegniaceae. Bases 68 to 2047 code for a protein of 659 amino acids. The record is from RefSeq and is a predicted model, not a curated record.